GUCCACUGACUGCUCUGCUGCAGGGAUCAGUUGAGUUCAACCCCUCUUGUUUCCAGACAUGGCAUUAAAUGGCAAAACUGCAGUCGUGACUGGAGCAGCUCUGGGGAUUGGAAGAGCAAUAACGGAGAUACUUGUGAAAAAUGGUGCCAAGGUAGCCCUCCUGGAUGUGAAUGAAGCUGAGGCGAAGACUUUGAAAAAAGCUCUCGACAAGCAGUACGGACAAGAGAACACUUUAUUCGUAAAGUGUGAUGUUGAGUCCGAGGAGCAGAUCAAAGCUGCCCUCCAGACCACAGCGGAUACCUUCGGAGGGAUUGACAUUGUGUGCAACAAUGCCGGCAUCUUGAAUGAGGGCGAGUGGGAGAAAACCGUCUCCAUAAACCUGUUGGGUGUUAUUAGGGUGACUUAUUUGGUUCUGAAGCACAUGAACAAGCUGAGUGGAGGUCGGGGUGGAGUCGUGGUCAACACAGCAUCUAUGGCAGGUCUCGGCCCAUUUCUGACCUGUCCUGCCUAUUCAGCCACGAAGCACGGCGUGGUGGGCUUCACUCGGUCCAUGGCGCUGGCCUCCAUUGUCUCAGACUAUGGUAUUCGCUUCAAUGCAGUUUGCCCAGGUUUUGUCCAAACUGACCUCAUGGACAACAUUCCAAACAACCUGGGACAGUUUUCCCACCUGGCUGAUAUAGAAAAGGAAAUGGUUGAAAAAAUGGGGACAAUCCAAAACAGGAACGUUAUUGAGGUCUACCCUCCAUCACACUGGACCACAGAGGUGAUCGCCUUGGUCUGGAUCGUUGGGAACAUCUGGUUUGAUGAACUGAGAGCUACAGAGAACAUGAACAUCCAGCUGUGGUUGUCUGAAGAGUCUUUUCUCCUUCAUCACUGUGAGGAAGAGCAGCACUGAUGUCCUCCUCAUCUUUCCACUAAUAACAAUACUGCUGCAGAUUCAGCUCCUCUCUUCAGAAUACAACUUGUCUUGUGACUGUUCAGUUUUUACAUUUCACUGUCAGCAACACAUUGUUUAUUUCAUCCAUUUAUUUCAUGUGUUUACACAUCUUUACAGUUCAGAAUUGUUAAUGUAGUUUUUAAAUGUGCAAUAAAGGUAAUAAUGAAGCUCCUGCCCUGAA
This is a messenger RNA of Amphiprion ocellaris (clown anemonefish), 1118 nucleotides long. Its product is annotated as 15-hydroxyprostaglandin dehydrogenase [NAD(+)]-like. The transcript has 8 exons. The coding region runs from base 59 to 895 and encodes 278 amino acids. Lineage: Eukaryota; Metazoa; Chordata; Actinopteri; Pomacentridae. Gene Ontology annotation, molecular function: oxidoreductase activity, acting on the CH-OH group of donors, NAD or NADP as acceptor. The record is from RefSeq and is a predicted model, not a curated record. Gene Ontology annotation, cellular component: cytoplasm.